Messenger RNA from Setaria italica (foxtail millet), 1547 nucleotides. RefSeq lists its product as uncharacterized. The coding region runs from base 160 to 963 and encodes 267 amino acids. The transcript is spliced from 8 exons. NCBI's taxonomy places the organism in Eukaryota, Viridiplantae, Streptophyta, Magnoliopsida, Poales, Poaceae. The record is from RefSeq and is a predicted model, not a curated record.
CGCCUCGCCUCGCCUCGCACGGGCGGGUGUACGGCCGUCGCCGCCCCCGCCGUCGCCGCCACCGCAUCACGCCCCCGCCGCGCCGCCCUCCGAGCGCGUGGCUCCCUUCCUCCCCUCAGUCCCUGCAUCCCCGCGCGGAGUUCACCUGUCUGUGCGAAGAUGCUGGGCUUCUCGACCGGCCAGCUGCUGGUCAUCCUCGGGGCCUGCUCCGUCAUUAUGAAGCCCAGCGACAUGGUGAAGAUUGCUAGGACGGCCGGGAGGAUGACCGGGAGGGCGGUCGGGCGCCUCAUCGUGGCGCGCCGGCAGCUGGACGAGAUCCUGGGGCAGUCUGCAGCCACCCAGGUUCAUAAGGAGCUUAAAGAUGCGAUGACACAGUUAGACUCAAUUCGUUAUGAAGUUCAGAACUUGUCUAGAUUAACUCCUGGCCAGUUUAACAUGAGACAGCAUAACACUGGCAUGGCUGAAGCAAGGACAUCCGAUGCCUCUGAUGUUUCUGUAAGUAAGCCAGAGGAAUUUCGUCAUGAAAUUCGAAGUAUAAUUCGUGAAGAAAUGGAAAGCUUUCUUAGAACCCGAUCUGAUUCCCCUCAGAACUUCGCAAGUACAACUGAAGGUAGAAAAGUUGAUGUGGCUGACCAUACGUCAGUGAAAUCCAAGGACAUGGAAACAGUUGAUACAGGAUUGACAAAUCUGCACAGCCAAGCAAUGACCUAUGCACGGCUAUCUGAAGCCCCAGGGAUUAAGGCGUGUUCUUCCUUGAGUGGGAACUACAAAGAACAAUUCAAGGAAAGCAAUGGGUUGCUAAAUGUACUGCCAAUAUCAGCUGAAAGUGCUGGAUUACUUCCAAGCCGCUCAGGUGGACCAACAGGCUCAGACCUAGUCCUUGAGGCUGUGCUCGAAGCAGAGGUUGCUGAGAAUGCCAAAUUUUUCGUGUUGCAGCCUCAUGAUCAGUUGCCUAAGGAGUGACACUGACGAUGCACAGCACCAAACUGUUUGGCACUCACGCACUAAGUAAAACUUAGUUGAGAUUGUAGAACAUGGAGUUGUUGACCAGUAUAGAUGGUUCAAUGCUCCAAUGUUAGACUAAACCACAUGGUCUCUGCUUCAGAAACAGGGCAAACAUGACGCCUUCUUGUUCAGCUUAAAGGCUGUCUUGGACGGCUACUGAAGCAUUCAGGCGUUCCGUAGGAUGGCGCAAGUUAUUGUAGAUAUAGUUGUUGUGCCGAAGACAGAUGGAACUGGAUUACUGGAAUGCUUCGUUUUCACUUGCAGCUCUUUUCUGAUGUCAUUGUAGAUAUCAUUGCUUGUCUUAAUACUGUGUUUUGGUAGUAGCGGUUCUUCAUCUUUGAUUGCUUCAGCCGUCGCAUAAUAUUUGGUCUGCAGCAUAUGCCUACGAGGAUUUUAAAGUGGGUUUUUGAUUGCUUGUUUGCUUCACGUUCACUGUUGUGUUAACUGUUGAUGCAUUGUGGUACAGAAGUUGUAAUCGCAAUAACGGCCAAGUAGUUGUACUUGCCUGUUUUUUGACAAUGGAACUAAAUUGUUUGAUACCA